AUGGCACGGCCGCGCCUGGAGCGGUCGGAGGUGGUGGCUCGGGAGGGAGAGGGCUCGAACGUGGAUGACGUGCGCACGAGCUUUGGCACGUUCCUGGACUACCAGCAGGAUGACGUCAUCAAGCGCAUUGAGCAGCGCAUUGCUGCAUGGACCUUCCUCCCUGUUGAGAACCAGGAGGCGAUGCAGGUGCUGCGGUACCAGGAGGGGCAGAAGUACGAGGCACACCACGACUUUUUCGAGAAGGAGGGGCAGCAGGGUGGGCAUCGCUACGCCACAGUGCUCAUGUACCUGACUGAGGGCUUGAUGGGAGGCGAGACGGUGUUUCCUGACGCUAAGGAUCCUGUGGAGAAGGAUGACACCUGGUCGGAGUGCGGCAAGCAGGGAGUGGCAGCCAAGCCAAUCAGAGGCGACGCGCUCCUUUUCUUCUCCCUCACCCCAUCCGCCGAACUCGACCUCACAUCUCUUCACGCGGGCUGCCCGGUAAUUUCCGGCGAAAAAUGGUCGGCGACAAAGUGGAUUCACGUGGGUGCGUUCUACACCCCAUCUGGGGCUCCGGCUGUAGCGCCGCCUUCGGAUGGAUCGUGUGAGGACAAGGCACAGCACUGUGUGUACUGGAAGACGCAGGGCGAGUGUGACAAGAACCAGGAGUACAUGCAUGCUAAUUGUCCCAAGUCGUGUGGUGUAUGUUCGGCUUGA
Molecule: messenger RNA, 696 nt
Organism: Closterium sp. NIES-65
Lineage: Eukaryota; Viridiplantae; Streptophyta; Zygnematophyceae; Desmidiales; Closteriaceae
Source: the annotation of a GenBank genome assembly